Messenger RNA from Xyrauchen texanus (razorback sucker), 4135 nucleotides. RefSeq names its product putative nuclease HARBI1. The coding region runs from base 280 to 1446 and encodes 388 amino acids. The transcript is spliced from 2 exons. The record is from RefSeq and is a predicted model, not a curated record. Lineage: Eukaryota; Metazoa; Chordata; Actinopteri; Cypriniformes; Catostomidae.
ACACUGUUUCCUCGAAGCGGUCGUUGUUUAUCUUCACGUGUUUUUGCGGUAAAGCUUUGUGUUUUUAAAUGACACCGGUCGGUAGUCAGACGCACAUAUUGACAUAAUGCAACAGAGCUGGUUGGAUGAUCUAGAUCCAGUAUGAUUCAGUUCAUUUAGACGGAUAGUUCAUCACACAGUUCGCUCGUAGUUAGCAGUCGUUUACUUGAGCAACAUACAGUUACAAAUAAAUAUAACGCUAUUCGGUUACAGAGGGACAGUUGAAAUCUGCUGCUGAUCAUGUCUUUGGCCGGAGCUCUGUGGUUUGCCGUGCAAGAUGAUUUAUUCAGUGCGUGUAACGACACAAUAACACCAACAUCCAGCAACAGCAUCGCAACACAAGACAAGCAUCCCGUCCAAAGCAGCAUCAGCACCGGUUUCAGUGAGCCCACCCCCGCCUCUGAAACACACACACUCCUGGACCGCCUUGACGACCGCUUUCUGUCCCAGUGUUUUCAUCUCAACCGGCAGUGUCUGCGCUUCAUCGUCGAUUUCAUCCAGGCCCGUUUAAAGAAAGACGUAUUUGCAGCAUCCCACAACCUGAGCUCGUCAGAAGCCAAAAUUCUCGCCACACUUUCGUUCUAUGCGCACGGAUCUCUGCCCUGCAAAGUGACCGAUCGGCUGGGGAUCGAUCAAACAUCCGCCGGUGAGGCGGUGAAGAGCCUCACCAAACUUCUAUCGGACAUGAGCCCUGACUUCAUCACCUUCCCUUUCAGUUACAAUGACCGCAUGGGAGCCGCGCAGGCCUUCAAGAACAUCAGCGGCAUCCCGCACGUGGUGGGCGUGUUGGGCUACCUGCACGUGAAGGUGACCCCUCCGCCCGGCGAGGAGUACAUGUAUGUGAACACUCUGGGCUAUCACUCGGUCAUGAUGCAGGUGAUCUUCGAUGUGGACGGGAAUCUGUUGAGUGUCGAGCAGUGCUGGCCGGGAGGAACUCCUGAAGACAGCGUUUGGGCGAGCUCAGACAUCGGCAAACAAUUUAGCACAUUUCGACACGGACAUACGUGGGUUUUAGGUGGUAGAGGUAUGUUUGGUGGUGGGCAUGUGUUGACUCCUGUUGAUACCUCUCGCCUUAAAACCAAUGCUGCACAGAGAUUUAACAAAGCGCACAUGCAGGUAUACAGCCGCAUGCAGCAGGUGUUUGGCAGUCUGAAGAGUCGUUUCCAGUGUCUGCGUGACUUCGGCUCCAUUCAUACUCUGGAGUCGGUGGCCUGCACCAUCACCGCCUGCUGCGUUCUGCACAACAUCUCCAAGAAGUUCUCUGUGCAGUUACCCUGGGAUUUCACUGUAGAGCCGAUGCACCCUCCGUCAGAGGUCAUCUACACAGCAGAGCCACCGUACAACUACAUGCAAGAAACUAAAGACGAGAUGAUAGGAAUGUUUUUUGCUAGUGCAGAAGAUGACUGAGAUGUGCAUGGAGAGACAGAGAAUAGCACAUGCAAAAUAAUUGGACUGACUUGUUCUGUCUUAACAGUUGAAUUGGAAACAUUUUACAAUAAGGUUGAAUAUGUUCGUGAAAGGGAUAGUUCACUCAAAUAUAAUUUUUUGGGUGAACUAUUCCUUUAAUGCAGUAGUUAACAUGAACUAAUAGUAAAUAAUACUUUUACUCCAUUUAUUAAUCUUGGUUAAUGUUAAUUUACUAAUGCAUUUGUAACAUUAAAAGUUGUAUGUUUGCGUUAGUUAAUGCAUUAUAAACUAACAUGAACUAACAGCACUACAUUUAUAAAUUAACAUAAAUCCAGAUGGAUCAGUAAUCAAUAAAUGCUGUAAAAUAUGAUAUGAUUAUCAAUGCAUUAACCAAUUUUAACAAAUGAAACCUUAUUGUGAAGUGAUCCCAUUGAAGUUAUAUUUAUAGAAAGGAACAAGAAACCAGAAUGUACAGUAUAUCAGCUUGGACAGUGGACUUUUUCAAAUGAAAUGAACACAUAAAAAUGCAUGCCAAUGCCAGUUAUUAUUCAUUACAUAAGCUUUUAUUCAGUGAAAUCACUAAUUGAUCAGAUGUUAAUACAAAGGCAUUAUCAUUUGUCAACAAAUGGUGCAAAUAAAACAAAAUGUUUAUCUAGUAAUCUAUGAAAGGCUUUGACCUGAACACACAUUAUUAUAUAACUCUUACAAAAAAAGUAUUGUAAUGGUUCCAUGGUAAAGUUAUGAUAUUUCCAUGGACGUUUUUUUAUUUUAUUCAAUAUCACUGUUUUUGUUUAAAAUGUCUAAAGGGACCAUGUAUGUUUUAGAUGUAGUGACUGGUCACCAUUUCCUUUAGAAAUCCAUUUUGUUUUCACUAGUUCAUUUGUAAUGGUCCUGCGAUGCGACUAGUGAAUUUGUGUCAUUGUUUUAUGAUAAAUAUGAUUCAGUUAUUUAUAAUUUUUUAUUAAUUAUUAUUAUUAAAGGAAUUGUUCACCCAAAAAUGAAAAUGUGCUGAUGAUUUACUCCAAGAUGUUAUUGAAAUUAUUUCAGGCCAACUCCUUUAAACAAUGCAAGAGAAGCUUCACAAACUGAAGCGAGUGAAUCAGUGGGUGCAGUGAAUUAGAAAUCGUGUGAUGAGGAGCGGAUCGCUGAAAGGAGGUGCAGAGCUUGAGGGAAGCGUGACAAUGACAAAGUUUUCACACAUACCUGAGUUCGCUGUAAAAACAACACCGGCACAGCUGAUGAAUUCAGAUAUCGACCCUUUGUUUCUUUCGAUGGUUUGUAAUCCUCAGGGGUAAAACCCUCCAAUAUUUGAGAGAAUGUAGGGGUGUACUGAUAUCCAGGUUCAGCACGAUAAGCCAGAGCUUCAAUCGCUCAUGAUCGUGUAUAGGCAAUCAAUGAAAGUAAAUAUUUUUCAUGCCGUGCAUUUUCUUUGGGGUUUCUGAAGGUUGAAGCAUACAUACACGCCAAACAACCAUUUUGAACAAAACACUUACACAAAUACAAAUCUACAGCAAAGACAAUUAAACUUUUGUACAGCGCUCCUCUUGUAAAUAAUGACGAGCUUCCUGACUCCUCCUCCACACGUGACUUUGCCAACGAUCUUACGUCAUCCCUCAUGAGCGCACAUCACAGAGAGGUACGGAAGCGAACAUUUGUAGUUAAAUAUAUAUAUAUAAGUAUUGUUUUGUUUCUAAAAAUAAUCAAUCCUUUGGGUUCAGAAGAACUUUAUUUGUCGAAUGGAGUCGUGUGGAUUAUUUUGGUGCACCCUAAAUAUGCAUCAUGAAAAUGAAAAACAUUCACUUGCAUUGUUUAUAGGAGGAGGCAUGAAAUAGAAUCCUCAAAAUCUUAAAAUCUCUUUUGAUGAAGAAAGAAACUGGAUGGCCUGAGUAAAUUAUCAGAAUGUUUUUGGGGGGGAACUACUCAUUUUAAAUAAAGAUGUGCCAUGUAGUCUCAAAUAUGAUGUCAUAAAUGCUGCAUACACGAUAUUCUGCAAAAUACCAUUGCAGAAUAUUACAUACUGUGCAUAUUUACACUGUAUGUAUACAGUAUAUUAUAUAUAAUAUUUAUAUAUUACUGUAAAAACAAAAUUCAGAUGGAGUAUAGCAUGUCAAACCGCAGGACCGCAUGUUAACUUCGCAAAAGUAUGUCAACUACUGUACAACAUGGUACUAAAUGAUUAGAUUCAUAUAUCAUGGUUAUUCCAAGGUAAGAAUAUCAUGGUAUUAACAUGGUUCAUGGCAAAAAAAAGCUGGUAACACCUUGGUACUUUUUUGAAUGUUGUACAUGUUUUUUUUCUAGUCCUUGUAGUUUUGAUCAACAUAAUUAUAAAUAUUGUAAUUCUGAAUUCAAGGAGCUGCAGGAUGUGUACUGUUUCCAGUAGAUGAAUUCAGAGUCAGAGAAAAGCAGAUGCUUUUGUAUAAAGUGACUUACAAUACAGUUCAUGAAAUCACAUUACUGGUGAAUACCUGGACAGAAGGCACACAACAUGUUCUCAUUAGGGAUGACUAUCGUAAGGAAAUGAAUGAUUUUGAUGCCACUUAAAGAUUCUGAUUCCUUAACGGUUCCAUUAAUGAUUCUUUUAGUUCCUUUUCGGAAGAAUUAUUUGGAAAGAAGGGUUGUAAUUGCUCUGACAGAUUCAUAAGUGUUCUGAUUUAAUAAAGAGCCAACACUAAAGAGUCUAUCAUUCUGG